AUGUCGAGUGCUGAGGCUCGACUGGGUAGAUAUUUCAUCACUCCUUUGAGCUGUGGCGUCGUGGCUAGUCACGAGGUGAACUUGGGAGAGGCGCCUGCUGAUUCGCAUUCCCACAAUGAAGCCUAUCACAGCCACAAGGCUCAUCAGCAGAUUGGCUAUCCUCUUGUUUUUGGAUUCAUUUUCAUGUUGCUUGUUGAUCAGAUAAGCAAUGCAGCUUGGUCAAGAAACGAUCGUACUGGACGCAAUAGAAUGGGAGUUUCUGCGACCAUAGGACUUGUUGUGCACGCUGCU
Ostertagia ostertagi is the source of this 291-nucleotide messenger RNA. The record is from the annotation of a GenBank genome assembly. NCBI's taxonomy places the organism in Eukaryota, Metazoa, Nematoda, Chromadorea, Rhabditida, Trichostrongylidae.